GAGAGUGGUGUCAUUAAAUCAAUAGGAGUUUCCAACUAUGAGGUAUAUCAUCUGGCGGAAUUACUUGAGUAUGCAAAGCACAGACCCGCGGUGAAUCAGUUUGAGUUUCAUCCGUAUUUCACACGUCCAACUCUUAUCCAAUACUGCCUGCAAAAUGGGAUUUCUGUGCAGGCGUUCUCUUCACUGGUGCGAGGAAACAAAGAGAUUCUGGAUGAGCCGGCUGUAAACAAUUGGCUGGAAAGUUUGACGUUUCCUCGCAGACAAUUUUAUACGCAUUCGCCGUGUGCUCUGGAGUUGGCAUCAUUCCCAGAUCUAUAA
Ostertagia ostertagi is the source of this 318-nucleotide messenger RNA. Lineage: Eukaryota; Metazoa; Nematoda; Chromadorea; Rhabditida; Trichostrongylidae. The record is from the annotation of a GenBank genome assembly.